AUGAUAAUUCUCUCACGUUCAAAUGCAUUGUCAUUUAAAAUACGGCUUUUCUCACAUCCAAUACCUUGCCUCUUUUCAAAAAAUAUUUGUAUUUCAUCCUUAUCUACUAAAUCUAAUUAUCAUUCUGGCUCGAGUUUUAGUCCAUCCCAACCUUUCGAUGCUUCUAUAGAUUACUUAGUCAUUGGUGGUGGAGUUGUCGGGUUGGCCAUCACAGAACGAUUAUCGAAAAGAAAAGGAAAAUCUACUCUAUUAGUUGAAAAGAAUUUUAAGGUUAAUGAAGAAACAAG
Messenger RNA from Dentiscutata erythropus, 287 nucleotides. The record is from the annotation of a GenBank genome assembly. NCBI's taxonomy places the organism in Eukaryota, Fungi, Glomeromycota, Glomeromycetes, Diversisporales, Gigasporaceae.